AUGGAUGAUACACUUGAGCAAGUCCGUGAAAAAUGUGCACUUCAACUCGAAAUGUACCAAAAGUGUGUCGAAAACUACCCUCAUUCAUGGGACAAGAGCUGUAUGCAGCAAAAGAAGGCCUUGACCAAAUGUUCUGAAGACAAUGUUGGCAUUUUGAAAUUUGUCAAGGAGCACUGUACGAUGCAAAUCAAUGCUUAUGAUAAAUGUCUAUCAGCUAAUUCAGAAAAGCCAGAUGAAUGUGUUCAAGUAUUGAAGGAGCUCUAUUUCUGUACCGAAGCAACCUCUCUUAGAUAUCGUGAUCAAGAAAAGGAAAAGCAAGAGGCUGCUGCUGCUGCUGCUGCUGCUGCUGCUGCUAAGAAAGAUUAG
This is a messenger RNA of Mucor velutinosus, 366 nucleotides long. RefSeq lists its product as uncharacterized. Gene Ontology annotation, cellular component: mitochondrial intermembrane space. Gene Ontology annotation, biological process: cellular respiration. NCBI's taxonomy places the organism in Eukaryota, Fungi, Mucoromycota, Mucoromycetes, Mucorales, Mucoraceae. The transcript is spliced from 2 exons. The record is from RefSeq and is a predicted model, not a curated record. Bases 1 to 366 code for a protein of 121 amino acids.